This is a messenger RNA of Aureobasidium namibiae CBS 147.97, 4278 nucleotides long. RefSeq names its product transcription elongation factor SPT6. NCBI's taxonomy places the organism in Eukaryota, Fungi, Ascomycota, Dothideomycetes, Dothideales, Saccotheciaceae. Gene Ontology annotation, biological process: nucleosome organization; transcription elongation by RNA polymerase II; mRNA transcription by RNA polymerase II. The record is from RefSeq and is a predicted model, not a curated record. Bases 1 to 4278 code for a protein of 1425 amino acids. The transcript has 4 exons. Gene Ontology annotation, cellular component: transcription elongation factor complex. Gene Ontology annotation, molecular function: histone binding; DNA binding; nucleosome binding.
AUGACGACAGCAAAUUUGUUCGAUCUAGAUGCUGAGCUCGGCAGCGAAGAAGACGAGGAGUUCGAGGGUGAUGAGGAGGCACCACGUCCCAGAAAGCAAAAGGCAAACAUCGACGAUUCCAGCGAGGAGGAAGAGGACGAUGAUGAGGAAGCCGAAAGAGAGAUUCGUGAAGGCUUUAUCGUAGACGAAGAUGAAGAAGAUGACGAAGAGCGCCGUGAGCGCCGUCGCGAGAGAAAGAAGCGCAGAAGAGAGGAGCGCGAGGCCGAGGAUGCUCUGCUAGACGAGGAAGAUCUGGACUUGAUUGGCGAGACACAUCCCGACUACCAACGUCGUCAGGAGGAACAGAGCAAAUUCAAGCGCCUGAAGCGUGGCCAUCGCGAAGACCGGGAUCGAAAUGAAGCGCGCGGCAUCGACGACAUCUUUAGUGACGAUGAGGAGAUGGCCGACCCCGAUGGUAGAGCCUACGGACGCGAGCCCAGAGCCUAUGCCGACGAAUUUGCCGACUUUAUCGAAGAGGACGAAUUCCCCGAUGAGGAGCGCGAGGCCAUGCGCGAUGCCGCCGAAGUUCGACGACCUGGUAGAGGCUACGUUGACCCCCUCCGCAUGCAGAGUGGUCUGGACGAGUCGGCUCAAGAAGACAUGAUGGCCGCCUUCGGUGACGGCACAGAAUAUGACUGGGCUCUGCAACUACAAGAGGAGGGCGAUGAGAAUCAAGAAGGUCUGGACAAACCGCUCGAACUCAAGGACGUUUUCGAGCCUUCGCAAUUGGCUGACAGGAUGUUGACUGAGGGUGAUAACAUCAUCCGCAAUACCGACGUUCCCGAACGCUACCAGCUCGCUCGCCAGCCUUUCAGGGAAAUGGAACUGUCAGACGAGGAGAUGUCUGCUCGCAUGAUGGAAGAAACACACUGGAUUUCCAACUUCCUCUUACCGAAGAAGCGUCUGGAUCGUGACCUCAUUGAGCCUUUCCGUGAAGUCGUUGGACACGUCUUGCGAUUCAUGAAUGUCGAAGAGCUCGAGAUUCCCUUCAUUCUCCACAACCGCAAGGACUACCUUAUCCACGAGGAGCGUGUUGCUGUGUCGCCCAACCCGAACGACCCGGAUGCUCCUGAGCACGAAAUCAAGGCUUCAAGAUUGUUGCAAAACAGCGACCUGUGGGAAAUCUAUGAACUUGAUCUCAAAUAUCGUGCCUUCGUCGAGAAGCGCGAAGCUUUGUCAAGAUCCAUCGAGAGCAUUCGCGAGGCCAUGACCGACUCAAACGACGAAAUCUUCAACGACAUGAUCCCAGUCGCCGUCACCAUGGAGGAGUUGCAAGAUGUUCAGGAUUACCUACACUUCCAAUACGCCGCUCAACUCAAGGACACGACUGUCUAUGACGCAGAGACCAACGGAACACAGAAAAGAGCAAGGGGAACUCGUAACAUCUGGGACAAGGUUCGCGCUGGACAGGCAUAUCACAUGGUCAGAGCAUUCGGCAUUUCUGCAGAUGCUUUGGCGCAAAACGCACUCAAGGUUGGCACAAGGCAAUACACCGAGGAUCCUACUGAGAGACCAGAUGACAUGGCCGACAAGCUCGUUGACGGAUCAGAGUACUCCAACAGCCAACAGCUUCUUGCAGCUGCAAAGGCCAUGUUCGCCGAGGAACUCGCCCAAAGCCCUCGUAUGCGCAAGCUUCUGCGUCAAAACUUCUACAUGGAUGGUGUCUUCGAUUGUUUCCGCACCGAGAAGGGUCUGAGAAGAAUUGAUGAGGAGCACCCAUACUACGAGUUCAAGUAUCUGCGUGGAAAGGAUCUGAGAUCAAUUGUCGCCAAGCCUGAACUCUUCUUGCGCAUGCUCAAGGCCGAAGAUGAAGGUCUUGUCGAGGUUCGCGUUCGCAUGGAAGUCUGGGACAGGUUCAAGGACAGCCUCUACAAGAACAUCAUGUCCGACAACUUUAGUGAGCUCGCUGAUGCCUGGAACGCUUUGCGCAGGGAAGUCUUGGACAUGGCUCUUGAGAAGCUCACCCGCACAAUCGUCAAGGGUGUCAAGGAGAACCUCAAGACCGAGUGUGAGGCUCAAAUCGCUCGCGCGUGCAGAGAAGAAUAUGCCAACAAGCUUGAUCAGGCUCCUUACAAGCCUCGCGGUAUGGUCCUUGGUACUACUCCCAGAGUGCUCGCUCUCUCAAACGGUGCUGGCAAACGCAACGAUGCUAUCUGUUGGGCUUAUGUCGACGAGAACGGCCGUGUGCUUGAGAAUGGCAAGUUUGUUGACAUUCGCAUGGGCAACAAAGAAAAGUUCUUGCCUGACGGAGCUGAUGUGGGACAAUUUGUCGACCUCGUCGAACGCCGCAAGCCUGAUGUUGUUGCUGUUUCUGGUUUCUCUGUAGAGACUCGCAGACUCUACAAGGAUCUCCAGGAGAUUAUUGAGAGCCACGACCUGCGCGGUACACCGUACGAAGAAGAGGAUGGCUCGGAACAGAGCGACAAGCUUGAUAUUGUCAUUACUAACGACGAAGUUGCUCGCCUCUACUACACCAGCGAUCGUGCCACCGCCGAGCACCCUACCGUGCCUCCGCUCACGAGGUACUGUAUCGCUCUCGCUAGAUACAUGCAAAGUCCUCUCAAGGAAUACGCUGCUCUGGGUCGCGACAUCACAUCCAUCUCCUUCACCUCAAACCAAACGCUCAUCCCUCAGGAAAAGGUACUGAAACACUUGGAAAUGGCCAUGAUCGAGACAGUCAAUUUGGUCGGUGUCGACGUUAACGAAGCCGUCUCCGAUACAUACACUGCCAAUCUUCUACAGUACGUCGCCGGUCUGGGUCCCCGUAAAGCAGCACAUCUUCUCAAGGUUGUCAACUCCAACGGAGGCGAUCUCAACACACGAUACGAACUUAUCGGAGUGUCUGAUCGUAACAGGCGAGCAGCUGUUGGAGCAAAGAUUUUCGAGAACUGCGCCAGCUUCCUCUACAUCAACUAUGACGAUACUGAACCGGACUCUGAUUAUCUCGACAACACUCGUGUCCAUCCAGAGGACUAUGAAACGGCGAGAAAGAUUGUGGCUGACACUCUGGACAUGGACGAGGAAGAUGUUAAGGCCGAGAUCGACGAGGCUGGCCCCAAUGCUGUUGUUCGUAAGCUUAUCAAGGAUGACGCCCAGGACAAACUCAACGAUCUUGUACUUGACGACUAUGCCGAGGAAAUUUUGCGCAAGAUUGGUCUCAAGAAGAAGGCUACCUUGGAGCUUAUUCGCGGUGAAUUGCAACAGCCAUACGAAGAACUUCGUCGCAGCUUCUACCUGUUGUCGACAGAGGAGGUCUUCACCAUGCUCACUGGAGAGACCAAGGAAUCGCUGGCAGCUGGCAUGAUUGUGCCCGUGUCGAUCAAGCGCACCUUCCCUGACCACAUCGAUGUCAAGCUGGAUUGUGGUAUCGACGGUUCAGUCAACGAGCAGGACUUCCCCGCUGGUGUCGGCAACGGUGGUGCAGAGCCCCGACAUGUCUGGCAGACCCACCAGACCGUUCAGGCCAAAUUACUCGAGAUUGAGCCCAAGCGUUUCACAGCACGUCUCUCGCUUAGAGAAGAAGACUUGCGUGAGCCCUUCCGUCGCGAGUUCGACCAUGAGCCUGGACAAUGGGAUGAGCAACAGGAAGCACAGGACAAGAAGGAGGCUUUGCACGAAAAGGACGCCAAGACUGGCAGAGCUCAGCGUGUCAUCAAGCACCCUCUUUUCCGACCAUUCAACUCAGCUCAAGCAGAAGAGUACCUGGGAUCACAAGCACAGGGUGAUGUUGUCAUCCGGCCAUCAUCAAAAGGACUCGAUCACUUGGCUGUCACAUGGAAGGUUUCCGAGAACGUCUUCCAACACAUCGACGUGCUGGAGCUCGACAAGGAGAACGAGUUCUCGGUGGGUAGAACUCUCAAAGUCGGCGGCAAAUUCACAUACUCCGAUCUGGACGAGUUGAUCGUCCUGCACGUCAAGGCAAUGGCAAAGAAGGUCGACGAGAUCAUGACGGACGAACGCUUCCAGAAGGGCUCAAGAGAAGCGACGAACGAAUGGCUUAAUGCUUAUACUGAAGCCAAUCCCAUCCGCAGCAUGUAUGCCUUCUGCAUCAACCCGAAGUACCCUGGCUACUUCGAUCUCUGCUUCAAAGCCGGCGCCUCAGCAAAGGUUGCAGCCUGGCCCGUCAAAGUCAUCCCUAAUGCCUUUGAGCUCCAACGCCAUCCUUACCCCGAUAUGCGUGCGCUGAAGAACGGUUUCAAGCUCUUGUUCUCAAAGGCCUCUGGCGUGGCCAAGCGAUAG